Messenger RNA from Prunus mume (Japanese apricot), 2176 nucleotides. It is a transcript of the gene REP, whose product is annotated as Rab escort protein. Gene Ontology annotation, cellular component: Rab-protein geranylgeranyltransferase complex; nucleus; cytosol. Gene Ontology annotation, biological process: vesicle-mediated transport; small GTPase-mediated signal transduction; intracellular protein transport. Lineage: Eukaryota; Viridiplantae; Streptophyta; Magnoliopsida; Rosales; Rosaceae. Gene Ontology annotation, molecular function: GDP-dissociation inhibitor activity. The record is from RefSeq and is a predicted model, not a curated record.
UUCAAAAACCAAAGAAAGAAAUGAGAGUAUCAUUUCAAGGUCAUUUUUGGUAUAUUGAAAUUAUUCAUUAAACUCUCCGAGCACGCCUUGCUUCUUCUUCAUCUUUCACUGCUGGUCGCCGUAGCUUCUUCUGCCGAGUACAGAAAUUCUAUUUGCUGAGAGCUCUUCCUUUACCCUCUGAAAUUUCUCUCCAUCCCCAUCCAGUGCCAUGACUGAAUUACCUUCGUACCUUCCAAUCGAACUUGAAACCACAACCUUUGACCUUAUCGUUGUUGGGACAGGCAUCCCCGAAUCAGUAAUCGCCGCCGCAGCCUCUGCCACUGGAAAAACCGUCCUCCACCUUGACCCAAACCAGUUUUACGGCAGCCACUCCGCCUCUAUUCACCUUAAUGACCUCACUUCCUUCCUAAAUUACCAUGCUAACCUACCCUCCACCACCGCCGCCAAUACCACCUCUGCAAGUAGCAACCAUGAUUUCACCGCCCUAAAUCUCAGCCUCCGAUCCCUAUAUUCCAACGUUGAGACUGCCAACUAUGCCCCCGAAACACUAGCACAACAUUCCACAAAAUUCAGCGUCGACCUUGGCGGGCCAAGGGUUUUUCUUUGCGCCGACAAAGCUACCGACCUUCUGAUCAAAUCGGGCAUAAACGCGUAUUUGGAUUUCAAGGGCAUCGAAGCGAGCUUCAUUUGGGAUGGAAGUGGGAGGCUUUGUGAUGUGCCGGACUCUCGAUCAGCAAUAUUCAAAGACAAGAGCUUGAGUCUUCUAGAGAAGAACCAACUCAUGAGGUUCUUCAAGCUUGUCAAGCGGCAUUUGGGAGCCUCUAACGGCGAUGAUGAAGGGAGGGAAAGUUCGAAGAUUUCAGAGGAGGAUUUGGAGAGCCCCUUUGUUGAGUUCUUGAAGAAGAUGCGGUUGCCGCCCAAGAUAAAAUCGAUUAUUCUGUAUGCCAUUUGCAUGGUAGAUUAUGAUCAAGAUAACUUGGAAGUUUGUAAAUCUGUGCUUAAGACCAGAGAUGGGAUGGAGCGGUUAGCCCUCUACCAAAAUUCAAUUGGCAGGUAUGGUGCGUCUGGGGCUUUGCUUUAUCCUACUUAUGGUAUUGGGGAGUUAUCACAAGCCUUUUGCCGUCGCGCUGCUGUUAAAGGUUGCAUUUAUGUUCUGCGAAUGCCAGUGACUGCUCUGCUUAUGGACCAGAAUAGUGGACAGUACAAAGGUGUUAGAUUAGCUUCAGGCGAGGAUUUUUUUAGUCAUCAGCUGGUUUUGGAUCCAACCUUCAUAGUCCCUUUGCCACCAGCUUCAUCUCCCCCAGACCUGAGAGAAAGUUUUCAAGUUUUAAGUCUGAAAGAUGAUAAAAGAAAGGUGGCUAGGGGAAUAUGUAUAAUUAACAGUUCCUUGAAGCCAGAUAUAUCACAAUUUUUGCUCAUAUAUCCUCCUAGAUCUUUGUUUCCUGAGCAGGAUACUUCAAUUCGGGCUCUCCAGAUAGGAGGCGACUUGGACCAAAUGGCUGUUUGUCCAUCAGGCAUGUUUGUGUUGUACUUUUCUGGUUUAUGUGAUGAUGCAGGACAGGGGAAAAGGUUGCUACAUGCGGCCAUGAAUGCUCUUCUCACCCUUCCUGUUUCUGAAAGUGGUUCCGCAGCUGGUAGUGAAGACGCAGAAGUAAAACCCACCCUGCUUUGGAGCAUGUUAUACAUUCAGGAGCUCACAACGGUGCCCACUGGUCAAUAUGAAAAUAUCAUCUCCACUCCGAUGCUAGAUGGAAAUAUUAACUUCAGUGAUCUGAUAGAAUCAACUAUGGUGCUUUUCCAGAAGAUGUAUCCAGAUGAGGUAUUCUUUCCGGAGACACCCUCCUCCCCUGAGGUGCCUGAGAAUUCAGAGGAUGAUACCGAGCUUAGUCUAGAGAACUAAUGGUGGUUUGUUGGACUCAAGUCAGUGUCUGCUGUACUAGGGCAUUAAGUCAUCCCCUCGAAUGCAUUGCCGCAGGAAUUUGCAGACGUGGAAACAUGACUGCUAGCAUCUUGUAUACUAGAACAAGAAGCAGGGUACUUCUUGCUUCCUAUAAUUUGGCAAGCAUUACCCAUUAUCAAUUGUACUGCUAUUGCCCGGAGCCCUACUUUGACUUUAUUGUGAUAUCCAAAAGGGCCAACAUUUUGUGUCGAAGUUCAAAAUAUAUUUAGUUAGCUA